AGGGAGAAAGCAAGAAACGCGGAAUUCAAUGAUAAUCGGUUUUUGAGCGCUGACGAAAUGGCAAUUAAAAAACGGGACAGGUUGGAGGAACGGCGAGCGAGAAGAAGGAUAGACGGGAAGUAACCACCGAUAACUUAAAUUCCAAAUCUUCAAUUCAACAUCACAUCUCGGCGUUUCUCUUCUGUAACAAUCAAUCAAUCCACCCAUUUGAACCACCACCAUCUCCAAUUCAUUUGUUCGUCCCUGCUUCCCAUUGCUCUUUCUCACCAACCAACCGCAAGAUCUGUAUAGUUUCACGUUCCCUCAUUCACCACCGAAUUUGAAGGGAGCUCGGAGAUCUGCGAGAAGGACGCGGAUCCUUUUCGAUUUUGUAGAUUUCUUUCUGGGUUUUGGAUUUUUCGUGAUGAGUUGGAGGUAUAAGGCCGGUUUGUUCCUCAUAGUGACUGUUGUGAUUAUAUGGGUAACAUCAGCAGAAGUGACCCAGGACAUUUUUACUGCUUAUAAGCAGCCUUUUGCCAUAACAUAUCUUGGAGCUUCUCUCAUGGUAGUUUACCUCCCAAUAGCAUUCCUUAAGGAUUGGUUUUGUAAUUUGGUAAAACGCCACACUUCUAAAAGUGGUAAAAAUGCAGAAAGCUUCAGUGAGACUUGUGCUCUAAAACACAGUGGAGCGGAGACAAACUUGGAUGUGGAACUCCAGGGAAGUUUCACUAGAAAAGACAGUGAUGCUGAUUUUUCAACUCAUGCUGAAGAAAGCCCCCUGGUUCCUGGAAUUAAAGAUGAUCCAUAUACAUCAAAACAAGAGAGAGAGCUUACUAACAAGGAAAUUGCUGCAUAUGGUUUUUACAUUGCCCCCAUAUGGUUUGUAACUGAGUAUCUAUCAAAUGCUGCACUUGCACGAACAAGUGUUGCCAGCACAACAGUUUUAUCCUCUACUUCUGGACUUUUUACUCUGUUCAUUGGUGCCUCCCUUGGCCAAGAUUCAUUAAAUAUGGUCAAAGUUGUUGCUGUCUUCGUCAGUAUGGCUGGUGUCAUUAUGACAACUCUUGGUAAAACUUGGGCUGCUGAUGAGUCACAACUAACUGCUUCUGACAAUGAACACUCUCUCAUUGGAGAUAUUUUUGGCCUACUCUCUGCUGUAUCAUAUGGCUUAUUUACCGUGCUUCUCAAGAAGUUUGCUGGCGAAGAGGGAGAGAGGGUGGAUGUGCAAAAAUUGUUUGGAUACAUUGGUCUCUUUACGCUCGUCACGCUUUGGUGGCUCGUUUGGCCAUUGACAGCUUUGGGAAUAGAACCCAAGUUUUCGAUUCCUCACUCUCUUAGGACGGAAGAAGUAGUUCUCGCUAAUGGCUUUAUCGGAAGCGUACUUUCCGAUUAUUUCUGGGCACUCUGUGUCGUAUGGACUACGCCUCUGGUGGCAACGUUGGGCAUGUCGCUCACCAUUCCACUCGCCAUGCUGGCUGACAUGUUGAUCCACGGCCGUCACUACUCAGCAGUUUACAUCCUCGGCUCAACUCAGGUGUUUGCAGGAUUUGUAAUUGCCAAUCUUUCAGACUGGUUCUCAAAGAAGCUGGGGUUGUAGCAUUGGAUGAUAAUCUUCAUUUUGGCGCAUUCUUAACAUGGAAAAAAGUAAAAUUCUUUCAUGAGGAUAUUCUCUCUCUCUCUCUCUCUCUAGUGUCUUUCUUCUUCACCAAUUGAAUUGGAAUGUAUAUUCUGAUUGAGACUUGUAAAAACUGCAAUUUUGGGUAAAGAAGCACCACCAUCUGCAUAAACCAUAGAUGACUGAAAUGUACUCUUGUGUUUUACCACUGGUUGUGUAAAUUAAGUGAAGUGAGGUUCGUUUGGGUCGUAUUUGGAUUUCGAGCCCUUGAUGUAAUAAGAAUGAAUGUUCCUUCCUUUGGUUCAAAUGAAAAUUUAAG
Momordica charantia (bitter melon) is the source of this 1913-nucleotide messenger RNA. RefSeq names its product EamA-like transporter family. Gene Ontology annotation, cellular component: membrane. NCBI's taxonomy places the organism in Eukaryota, Viridiplantae, Streptophyta, Magnoliopsida, Cucurbitales, Cucurbitaceae. The record is from RefSeq and is a predicted model, not a curated record.